AUGGAUACGGAUGCGAUUCGAAGCAACGGGAAUUCCUUGACAGCGGCUUCACCACACAGCUCACGGCAACAAUUUCUACGCUGCUUUCGACCGCUUCACAUCCUUUCCUGCACGUUCGCCUUGUGGCCGUUUGCCGUGCCGGUCAACGGUGGUUCGGUGUUUACGCGAUGGAGUGUACUGUACGUGUUCGCCAUCGUUACGGGGUACAGUGCGUUUCAUCUGUACAUUAACUAUACGGAUGCUUACGGCAUUACGGCGAGCGAGGAACCGGACGAGAAUCGACCCACAUCAGCCACCCAGCAACAGGUGGAAGCAAAUUUUGUUUCGAUAGUAAUCGACAUCUACAACCGGUAUUCGGGGUUGGUAUUGUUCUGGUUGCUGCAUACGGUUGCCCUUGCGACCCAACGCUCACUGGCCGCCAUCGUUACCGGCGUGCUGCUGGUUGACGAACAGAUUGUCCAACGGUUGUCACUGGUGCCGAAUCACGCCCAAUGGUGCAGAUUUAUCUGCCUACAGGCGGCAUUCAUCUUUCUCGCCAUCGGUGUGUCCGAGUACCACAACUGCAUCAUGUACAUGAGCGACUUUAUACCAGCGUCCGAGUACUGCAUCUUCCAGUGCUUCAUCACCAUGCUGACGAGCUCGGCGGUCGAAAUUCAGUACGUGGCCUUUGUGCAGUUGAUUAAAAAUCGUCUCCAGCUGAUGAACGAGCUGCUGGUCGAGCUGACGUGCGAACACAUCAGCAUGAAAAUAAUUAAUGACAUAAAAAAUUUAUACACACAUUUGCAUUUAUUAUCGCUGCAUAUUAAUAAAGCGUACGGGGCGCAGUUGAUUUUCAUCCUGAUGACGCUGUUCGUAACGCUCACGACGCUGCUCUACUACUGCACGAUGAAACUUUUUCGAAUGCUCUGGAUGGGUCGGUGGGCAACGGUGAGCGAACUGAUGCUAACCUUCUGGGCAGUUUUGAGCACACUCUCGUGGGCAUUCAUAUCGACAUUUCGCAUCCUGCGCAUCUGCAACGUGUGUAAUUCGGCAAAAAACGAGUCACAAAAAAUAGGUAGCCUCAUACAUGGACUGGGCUGGAAAACAAAUUGUCCUGACACGAAAUCGAUGGUGCGUAUACUUUCGCUGCAGUUGCAACAGCAGCGUAUCGAAUUUACCGCCGGUGGCCUAUUCACCAUCGAUCAUGGGCUAAUGUUUAAUAUCGUUGGUUCGCUUGCAACGUACCUGCUGAUAUUGAUACAAUUCGAUAUUGCACAGAAUGGAGCAAAGUGGAAGGCGGAACAACCAGCGGCCAACAGUUCAACUACAUUGCAGAAGCUUUCGUAGAAAUUGGACGGUGGAGAUGUUUCAUCCCAUCACCAUUACCGGAGCUAAAACAACGGGCCUCUUCUUUUCCACCGCCCCACCAACACCACGAUGUCAUCGUGAUAAACGAUGCCAAGGAUCAAAGCACCAGCCGGAAUCGGAAUUCAUAAUCCAUGCAAACCUUCGGAUGGGCGGUAUUCCUUACGCUUUUGCAACUGCGAUCCGUUUAUUUGUAUCGUACAAACUAUUUGUUGUGCGCUUAGAAAAUACCAGUACCACCGCAUGGCGAUGGAUAAGAAGGGAACGCAUCCACCGGAAUGCGCAACGAGCACCACAAAACCAAUGAACAUUGUGGUGGAUUUAAUCUCGAUGAUAAACGUUUGACCUGUGUACGGUUUUGGCUUUCAUCUUUGUCGUCGCCCGGGAGGCUAUUGAUAUGCUCGAGAGCGCUACCACACUGGUACACGCGUACUGGACAAACAACCGUGCAGGGAAGGCACGCGUCCAAGCGGUGGUUAGUGACAACCGAAAAGGAG
This is a messenger RNA of Anopheles funestus (African malaria mosquito), 1841 nucleotides long. RefSeq names its product putative gustatory receptor 2a. The record is from RefSeq and is a predicted model, not a curated record. Gene Ontology annotation, biological process: sensory perception of taste. Gene Ontology annotation, cellular component: dendrite; axon; membrane. Bases 1 to 1326 code for a protein of 441 amino acids. NCBI's taxonomy places the organism in Eukaryota, Metazoa, Arthropoda, Insecta, Diptera, Culicidae. The transcript is spliced from 7 exons.